This is a messenger RNA of Paramecium octaurelia, 548 nucleotides long. Lineage: Eukaryota; Ciliophora; Oligohymenophorea; Peniculida; Parameciidae. The record is from the annotation of a GenBank genome assembly.
GAUGGGUAGAGUUGAGUCUGAAUUUUGGAAGUAUAUUUGUGAUGCAUCCUUUACCUAAGAAAAUACGAAAUUAGAUAUAAUGUGGAAUACAAAAGAGAUGUUAAAAUAUGUCUAUAUGUGUAUAUGUAUAAUUCUUUAACUAGCGACUGGGGGUCUUAUUUGUAAGGAUAGAAGGAUGGCAAAUUGGUGUAAAUAAGCUAUAAGUUUUAUGAGUAUAACUUUACCCUACUCAAUACUUUUUUAGUUUUAGUUAAGUGACAUAUAUAGGAAAUUAUAGUUUUUUUUUAGUAGAAAAUAGGGACAUUUUAUAAUGACUAAUAUAUGUAAUAUUUAGUCUAUUAUAUAUCUCUAUUAGUGGUGAAGAGUCAUAUGAUAUAAUGUAAAACUUCCCUUGCUAUUUUUAUUUUUAAUGGAGGUGGGGAAUAUGACGAUAUAGGUUAUUCAAUUGGUGAAUGGUUCGAAAAUCAUUUUUGCGAGUAUCUGAAGGCGAAUUUAUAUUUUUACUGAAAGUUAGGUCAUUUAUACAGGAAAUUAAAGAAUGGAAAAAA